CAAUGUGAAGCUCCUGGGGACAGCAAAGAGGAUUAGAAUGAGGGCGGAAGAGAGAAAGAAACAUUGUGCGCAUGCGUCGUCAAGCUCAAUGUCAGGCUUCUUCUUUUUAAAGGUCAGAGCUUGUUGCUCCAAUAGUGCACUUUUUUUGGUCUGAAUUGGGUUUGAAGUUGAAAGCUCUUUUCUGUGUGUGUGAAGAGGAAAAAAAAAUAACCUGCUUAGUUUGUAAGUUAGUGGGGGCAUUUAAUUUCAACAGUUCGGAUAGCUUGAUGAUUUUUUUUUAUCAGUGACUUUUGACACGUGCUGUUUUGUCCUGGUUGUGAGCUUGAUUUCACAUGCAAUUGGGGGUGGGGUGGGGAAGGUAUCUUGUCAUUUGUGCAUGGUACCUCCGUGUUUAGUUGAGCAUUCUUUACCUGCAGCUUAUAAAAGAGGUCAAUUUGCUCUCCUUGAUUUCUCAAAGCCUCCUAAAUUUGCUGCUUCAAAGGGUGCCUGUAAACAGCUUUUCAAGCAGCGUGGUGUCUUCCAGUUUGCAAAACAAGGUCAGUUCAAGGAAGCUGAGCAAAGGAAGAUGGAUAUGCCUGUGUUGCCAUUUCUUAACUGUUAAGCUUUGGACUCUCCCAGAAUGCUGAGUAUGACCCGGUUAGCCCUGGGGACCAGGGUUAUAGAGUUGUCUUUGCGCGGCAAGGCCUCCCUUGCUGCCACAAUGGGGAAAUAUCGGAGGAUGUGGAAACCAACAGAACCGCAGAACUGGGCAGUGGAUUAUCAGGAGAAAUACAUCCCAUUUUCCAAGAACCAACUGGUUGAUGCCCUAGUAAAGGAGUUCCACUCUUCUAAUCACGAAGAACGCAUCUCAUUUUUGCAGUUUGUGUCUCAAGUGGACUCGUCCCUUGUACACCAUUACUACUCUGUCCUGGAGCAGUUAAAGACACUCUAUACACCUAUUAAUCCUGACCGGGACACACUGCAGGAGUUCUGUUUGACAGAUGCUGAACGGUUAACAAAAGAACAGGAAGUUUUGGCCAAAAUGGAACCACUGUUGGGUCAGGCCAACUUCAACAAGUUGUCAGAAGAAGCAUUGGCUUAUGCACUAAUGGUCAAUCACCCUCACGAUGAAGUCCAGGUGACAGUGAAUUUGGAUCAGUAUGAAUACAUAACAUUCUGGGCUCUUGGCCAACGGAUAGGACCUCUGCGAGUGAUGACUGCCACUCGAGCCCAGAGGAGGGGCUUCUUCGGCACUGCUUGGAUUCCUGCAGACAGGCAUUACUUCAAACGAGUUAUCGUGGCUGCCCGAACUAAGAAUGCCCAUCUGGUGCUGAAAUGCUUCAAGGACAUCCCUCUGGAAGGUCUGGAGCAGCUGCUGCCAUCUAUCAAAGUCCGCACCUCCAUCUUCUACAGAGCUCUCCUCAAUACCAUGCUGAUUGUGAGCGGCUUGGCCCUCUUUGUCAACGUGGGCAUGGUGGUGCUCUCAGACCUCAAGAUAGGCACCACCACCCUGCUCUUCUUUUUUGCUGCCUUAAUGGCCUUCCGGGCCUGGAAGGUCUUUGGCCAGCGGCGGAACAUCCACUCUCUUGAGCUGGUGCACAUGCUGUACUACCGCAGCACCUCCAACAACUCAGAGCUUUUGGAUGCCCUCACUCUGCGGGCCCAGGAGGAGCACGCCAAGGAAGUCAUCUUGGCACACAGUUUCCUCCUCCGGUGCCAUCGCCAGCACCAGCACCCCUUGCCACAGGAAACAGGUGUUGAAGCAGACCCAAAGCCUAUUGAACAUCUGAGGGAACAGGUGGAAGCUUGGCUGCGCCUGCGCUCUGGGCUGGAAAUAAACUUCUGUGCCGAACGUGCCUGCAAGCAUCUCAAGGAAUUGGGAGUUAGGGGAGCAGCCCAUCCUGUCGUUGGAUAAGAGCUUCCUAGGAUUGUUUUAGUUGGUGCUUGGGGCUCUACAUUAGCCGUAUCCCCACUGUCAAGCCCGUGGUCUUGAGCAUGCCAAGUUUUGAAAGCAAGAGGGUGGAAACACUUAUUUUUCCAAAGUAUGAAGAGAACAGUGCCCUGUGGUGUAAUUACUUGGAAGUGAUUGGAUUUCAGCUACUGAGAUGGGCUUCCUUCGACACCAGAUCUUCUUCCAGAUAUCCUGCUGGAAAUGUGACAUCAACAUGUGCAUGCCAUGAAAAUACUAUUUGGGGUACAACAUUAGACCUCAUUAUACAAAGCCAUCAUGCACCUCAGAUUCUCCUCUCUGCGGAGAGGGGUUUCUUGCUCUUAAAAUAUCCCAGCACUUUUUAUUAUACAUGCUGCCUUUUUUUUCUUUUGAGCUGUUUAUUUUUCUUUCCCCAAGGAACAAGUGGAAGCACUUUACAUUUGAAAUGAGCACUGUGCAAAGCAGUGAGUCUCUUUUGCAUUUAGGGCGAGAUGGGUUUUUAAUAUCAUGUGCUAUCCUGCUGGGGGCAUUUCUGAAAAAUACAUUAAAUCACUUCUGUAGCACUUUGAAUUGCAUAGUACACACUUAAUGUCAAGCUUGGAAGUCAUAUUGCAUGCUAGGCUUCCUCUUUUUAAUUUUUUUUUUUCCUGCUGGUUUUACAGAGAUUGCAGAGGCUGAUACUUCCUACACUGUAUGGUCUUGAAGGACAUAGUAAGUUCAGGCAGUGUGUAGGGAAAGAUACACUGCAGCAGGCAAGUCUUGAGUUACUGGAAGAAUGGGUCCCCAUUCCCUUCGAUCCAGUAACUGUGUACACUAAAGCACACUAUUUGGCGGGUGGGGGGCUCCUCAAAUUUGGCUAAGGAAUUUUCAGUUACAGGGGCAGUGAGUGCACUGCUGGAAGACUGGGUCAGAAGAGAUUGUCAUGGGGAAAAUCCUACCUAUACGGUCACUAAGAGCUGACAACAACUUGGUGGCACAUUAUCAGAUCAAAGGAAUUAUUGCGUGCAAGAAUGGGGAUGAUUUCGCUGCAUGUGAACAUGUGAACCUGAUCUUAUUCUGCCCUCAUGGUGACUCUUUAUACAACUGACUUCUGUCUAUAUGGAUCAGUAGCUUAUGUAUGUUCAGUGCACAUAUGUGUACACUUGGAGAAAUUAAUUCUUUGUUCUAAAGAAUGUUCUUGGAACAGGUGUAGAAUUGUUCACUGCUCGCUGUAAGACAUGAGGCCUCUCCCACUUCCCUUUCCCACCUCCCUUUGUCUCAAGAGAGCCUCUAUAUUCCUUGCAGAAUUGCCGCAGAGAAGCAUAUGUCAGAUUUGUAUUCUGUCCACACAGUGAGAUUAUGACAGCAGCAGCAGCAGCAACCCAGAAUUCUCUAGUUUCUGUUGAAAGCUCAAUCAUAGACAUUUUUGGCAUAAAGUUGAGGCAGGCAAGUGCUGUUUAACUGCACUCAUCUGGUCUUAAGAGAGCCAAAGGUAAACACACAGUAGUAUGAUUUAGUUGAGAACAUUUCUACACCGUUCAUUUUGGAUCCUUCAAGUAGACCAGUGCUGCUCUCUACAGUUAAUCUGUUCCAAGAUGCUGACUGAGUUGGCUUGAUGCUGAUACCUAUCUGGAUGGUGGUAGGAGAUGAGCCCCCAGAACAGGUGGCUUUGGUCUAGCUUUAAGCCUAAGCAUA
Messenger RNA from Candoia aspera, 3583 nucleotides. RefSeq names its product transmembrane protein 143 (gene TMEM143). The transcript has 7 exons. The record is from RefSeq and is a predicted model, not a curated record. Lineage: Eukaryota; Metazoa; Chordata; Lepidosauria; Squamata; Candoiidae. The coding region runs from base 620 to 1894 and encodes 424 amino acids.